Molecule: messenger RNA, 3741 nt
Organism: Colletotrichum scovillei
Lineage: Eukaryota; Fungi; Ascomycota; Sordariomycetes; Glomerellales; Glomerellaceae
Exons: 2
Coding region: 1950-3236 (428 amino acids)
Source: RefSeq, a predicted model, not a curated record
GCAAGCCAAAAGCAAAAAUGGUCUUAUCAGCUCCCUUGGGACACCAUGCCUGCAAAGCUGACCGGACCGGCAGUGGGUUCGUAAUCGACCUGCAUGCAGUGCCAGCGCGGCGGAUGUCGCAAAGAUGCUGCAGCACACCGCACCGAGUUUCCAAGUCCCCCCCGGGCACUCGCUAGGGCGGCUGGGUGCAGGCCCCGACAGUCAGCUCCCCCCUCCCCUCUCAGGAGCCAACGAUGCGAGGAUGGAGGCAAUUGGACGAGAAACCCCCAUGGUCUGACUGAUCACCAAGAGUCUUGCAUGUGUGGAUGGCGCGAAAGUCACCGAGUGCGGCACCAUCGCGGGGCAUCUGAAGUUGGCAAACACCAGACGACUCGUAUCGCGGCGUAGCGUAGCCCACGUACAUCUCUCUGCACUUCUGUACACGGCAUGUGCAAAGUGUGGGACAAUGAAUCAGACUGACGAUGGGCUCGGAGACGAUACGAGACACCGCUGGUCUCCUGCUAUUGGUGAUGUCACAAUCCACUCGACGGCAGCACCGGGCUGACUCCUGAGGAAAAAAAAAACAUGAGCCAAGUGGCUUUUGGGCCAGUAGGUAUCAGGGAACGGAAAGACAUUGCCUAGCGCAGAGGCCACGCCCGGAGGAAUUAAUGGGCUUUUGACAUUCCCGGCCAAAAUUGGGGACAAAAUCAGCAAAAUAUUAUUCAAUAUCGACUGGAGCCGAGGAUGGAGCCUGCGCCUGACGAUCCCUGUGCGAGCUGCUGCAGACUCCAGUCUCCAGAGGCUGUCCCGGCACGCCGCAGACGCGAUGGACACCAGUGACGAGCGAUAGCGAUGCAAGAUGGGGAUGGACUGAUGAAAUGGGAAGCUCGGUUUGGUUCACGGCGGAGAGGGUUACACCGAGCCUGUCGACCGGGGCUCGGUUCGUCAGUCUAUCCAUACUGACAGAGAGCUACGCAGCUAGAACGGAUCCAUGGAAGCAAUGGGACGGAUAGCUCGAGUUGGGCCGACAGGACAGGGGUACGUCGUCGGGGCGGCGAAACAGGGAAUCUUUAUAUGCACAAAGAUGUGUUGCCCCCAGCCGACUGGGCGACGCCAAUGUGCAUUCUGCCUGGGACGAUCUUCAACAGGUUUAAACGCCAAUCCCCUUUGCUCGCUCGCUCUGCCAGUUCUCGUCUGAUCAUCCUUCGCUGUUCUGCUACGACGCUCGCUCGCCUUUGCUGUUGUCCAUCGCCACCUACAACACGGUAGACUCUCGUCACCCCGACUGUCCAGAGUUGUUCACAUUCCAAGCCAAGUCUCAGGCUCGUGAAAUUGGCGGGACUGCAACAAUCUACACACAUACCUGGCAGCUUCCACCCAUUGGACGGAUACACAGUAUGCCUCUGCGUUCGUCCAUUCUCAAACGAUAAACAUUCAGCAGCAAGGUUUUUUCUUUGCUUUUGAUACCGAACCCCGGGGACCGCAAAAGAAGCGCGCGGCGUGCCUCAAGCCGACCCUCACAUCCCAAAAGCUGUUAGCUCGACGGGUCUCACUACGCAGAAAACUCCAUCCUUGGCCUCACCCCCAACCACCCACCACACAAGAGGGUUUCGGCCGGCCAGGUACCACCGCUCAUCCAACCUUUUAGAUCGCCUCUCGCCCCUCUUCCUCACAUCAGAAACGGAGGCCGCUUGCGACCUAUACAAUACCUGCAAGCCUUCUCUUUGAACUUGUUGGGCCAUUGGAUCCUUUUCCCCCCUCUCUUACAUCUUUCGCCGCCUUUUGCUGCAGCCGGGACGCUAGACAGACCCUCACUCGCUGUGUGUAACUUCACACUUGGUCCCCUGCACACCUACUUCCGCGUCCAUCCAACUGUCGUUUCCGUCCUGCCGUCUUGGGUGUUUGUAACCUUCCUGGCCUCUUGGUCCUGUCUAUAAACAACCCGGGAGCACCUCACACAUCUCGCCACCAUGACUUUCGACACAAAGUACGACCACCACCUAGAAGAGGGAUUGCUGCCUGUUGUCAACGAGAAGGGGACCACGACGACGACAUCAUCAUCAUCCAGGACGCCAAACAAAAUGACUGCUGCUCGCCGUCUUCUGCUCACCGUCUUGGUGUGCGGCUUGAUGACCCUCAGUCUCGCCUCGGCCAUUGGUCACCGGGCACGACCUUGCACGAGAGAUCAUCAGGAACAGGUCCUGGUGGCAGAGGGCGAGGUCAAGGACGCCGCCAAAGUGGAUCUCAUUCACAGGCUCCUCCACGCCUACUUCCCCGACCGCUACCAGGAUGGCGUCUAUGCCUCGGACAAGGAAGCCAUUGCUGCCUUCCAGGUGGACGAUGCCGAGCUGGCUUCUGCUCUCGGUCAGCUAGAGAAGCGUCAGGACAAUGGCACCUCGAGCGCUGCUCCCGCUGCCACUCCUACGCCCUCCGCCUCCGAAGCUUCCACGCCGUCUGCCUCGUCCGCGCCGCCGGCCAGUAACACCCCGACCCCGACUCCGACCCCGACGCCGUCUACUCCGGCCACCACCUCCGCUGCUCCCCCGGCGUCCUCCUCCGCAGAGGUCCAGCAGUCCUCCAGCACGCCGCAACAGACUUCGGCAGCGCAGACCACGCCCCAGCAGUCAUCGCAGCAACCCGCCGCCUCGAGCACCCCCACGACGCAGCAGACCUCAGCAGCAGCCCCUUCUUCUGGUACGUCUCAAUCGGAGUCGCAGCAAGCAUCUCCCUCUUCUACUCCUGUUGGGCCGUCCACCGCCUCUACUGGGUCUCCUCCGACGACCAGUGGGUCUCCUUCCUCUUCUUCUCCCCCUCCCCCUUCUUCUGCCCCCUCGUCCGCUCCCACCACGGCCUCCCCGGGGUCUUCGAGUGCGUCCGCGCCGGGUACGUCUGCUUCCCCUUCUUCCGAGACUACUACGGUCGUGACCUCGUCCCCCACGGUGUCCUCCGCUUCGUCGACUGUGUCUGUAUCUGGCACCACCCGCCAAGGCACCACCACCACGCGCAGCACGCCCCGGACCACCUCGUACAGCGAGGUCAAGUCUACCUUUACGUCGACCGCCUCCAACGGCGAUGUUGUCCUCGUGACCGCCACGUCCUUUGUCGCCGUCGAUCCCGAACCCGCCGCCACCUCGGCCGGUUCCAGCGGCAGCAGUGGCAGCGGCGGUCUGCAAAACGUCGCCGUCCCCAUCGGCAGCGUCUCCGUCCUGCCCAUUGGUCUCGCCGCGUUUGUAGCCGGCGCCAUGCUGUUGCUGUAGACACAGCACUGGGACAGCACCAGCACCACUCGAACGUGUACAGCGUUCAUCGUCCACGUUGACGAAAUUUCUGUUUAAAUAUUUAAUCCAUUCCUUUUUUGGGCAGCGGGUUUUGGUUGGUCGGGCGGCACACACAUACACAUCAGCAUCACAACUUACUUACGACAUCUAACGGUCUAUUCACUCCUUGCAUACAAAACUGGUGGGCACAGCACAACAAUCGACACAACGAUACAUAGACUACGCGCGGCCCAUGGCGCCGACAUUUGAUUUUUGGACAGGAGGGGUUAAUAGAAUGGGAGGCACACUCAGAAACAUCGUGGCCUCGGUGUGACAGAGGAGGAGCUAGGGGGAAGAAAGCGGAAGCGGAAGAAAACAGGCCAUCAUCACGAUGGGGUAAACCUGAAAUGUUAGUACAGUUCCUCGGCGGACCCAAAGGGACUCGAGAAACAAACAAGCAGAAUUUUGUGCAAAAAAGAAUGAAAACAAAUCAUUUGACACACAU